Messenger RNA from Tribolium madens (black flour beetle), 710 nucleotides. RefSeq names its product actin-related protein 2/3 complex subunit 3-B-like. The coding region runs from base 42 to 677 and encodes 211 amino acids. Gene Ontology annotation, cellular component: Arp2/3 protein complex; cytoskeleton. The transcript is spliced from 3 exons. The record is from RefSeq and is a predicted model, not a curated record. Gene Ontology annotation, molecular function: actin filament binding. Gene Ontology annotation, biological process: Arp2/3 complex-mediated actin nucleation; regulation of actin filament polymerization. Lineage: Eukaryota; Metazoa; Arthropoda; Insecta; Coleoptera; Tenebrionidae.
AGGUGACUUUUGGGGGUUGUGGAGCUGGAACCCUACAAAUAAUGCUAAUUUUUGUUGACAUUUUAACAGGAAUCUGCAUUACCGACGUGAGUAAUUGGGGAGGUUUGGUUGAAAAAAUCGUGAAAUUUCAGUUUAAAAUGCCGGCUUACCAUUCGGCUUUUUUGGAGCACCAACAAUCAGUCGGUAAUACUGCUAUUUUACCGUUCAAAACACAAUUUCGGGGGCCUGCACCCCCUUUUAGUGGCCAAUCAACCGAUCAGGAUAUCAUAGACGAGUCCCUUUAUUAUUUCAAAGCUAAUGUUUUUUUUCGCACUUAUGAAAUCAAGUCAGAGGCCGAUCGUUUGUUGAUUUAUAUCACCCUGUAUAUUACCGAGUGUCUGAAAAAACUACAAAGGUGUGCAAACCGUAACCAAGCCCAGAAUGAGAUGUACACUUUGGCAAUUUCCCGUUUUGAUAUCCCUGGUGAUCCGGGUUUUCCCCUAAAUUCGGUGUAUAGUAGAGCCAAGUCACCUUCAGACGCCGAGUUUCUAAGGGCUUAUUUGACCCAAUUGAGACAGGAAGUGGGGUUAAGGGUCGUGGAUAGAGUGUUUGGGGACGAUGGAAAGCCCAGCAAAUGGUGGCUGUGUUUUGCUAAAAAGAAGUUUAUGGAUAAGUCAUUGUCAGGGCCGGGCCAAUAAUUUGUCAUAUUAAUAAAUAAUUUUCAUAAUUCA